AUGGCGGGCGAUACGUUGCUGAUUCUGUUUUGGACAGUUUUGGCAGUUGUGUUUGGAAUAUAUACGCUCUGGAAGUAUCUUAGAUCUGGGAAUACCAAAUCACAGAAAAAUUUAACUGUUCAAGCCUCUGAAACUGUAAAAGAGGCGCGUUUGAAAUAUUUUAUUGGUAACCAGGAAGUAGUCACAAGCGAAACUCGUGACAUGUCCACUAAUUUUGGUGCAAAAUUUGAGAUUAUUUCCUCGGAAGAAACGAGAGAAGAGGAAAGAGAACCAGACGUAACUGACGCUAAACUAGAUUCUGUAGCUCGCCAGCCUUCUUUGCAGUACACCAAGUUCAUUGACGGACCGAGUAAGAUUAGCGGAGUCAGCCAAGUCGCAGACAACAGUUUCGAUCCAGAAACGGGUAUGCCGAUUACUCGACCACUUAAAACAUUAGAUGAGGCCUUGUCUUGGAGGCAGGGAUUUGACUUUUUUAACGUAGCCUCAGUUCCAUUGAGUGAAAAGGGCAGGAAGAUGGAGAAGAGACCUCGGACUUUAGUGUGUCAUGACAUGAUGGGAGGGUAUAUUUCUGACAGGUUUGUGGAUAUUUUUCACCAGUUCUCCAGUGUAAAUAUGACCUGGAGAUAUUACUGUGAAAUUCGGGAAACCCUGGAUACCAAAAAUAUUUCUGGAGGUCUUUGAGUCUCAAAGAAAAGCCAAUUAAGCAUCAGAAGAUUGUACAACAAACAGUAGUAGUUCAUAGUUUGUGGGUUUGAGGUUUACACUUGCGUGCUGGACUUAAUCGUAAUUGGUUAGUUCAUGACUGACCUGUCAAUCAAAUCAAAGCAUUAGCAGUUGUCACUUUAAAAGGCAGUGAUAGUCUACAAAAUAUUGGAAAUUAUCAAAUGGUGGAUAAUUUACUAAGCAGUUAUAAUAUAUCUGUGGGAGACAUGGUGGCCUAAUGUUUGGUGCACUGGACUCUGGGUAGAGAGGUCCAGGUCUGAGAUCUAGUGGUGAUAUUGUGUUGUGUUCUUUGGCAGUACCUUUCUACAUCCAGGAGUAUAAAUGGGCAGUGGCAAAUUGUCAGGGAAGCCUGAUGCAAUGCUGGGGGGGGGAUAACCUUGUGAUGGACUAGCAUCCAUCCUGGGGGGAGAAGUGAUACUUCUAGUCUUUUUGUGCAAUAGAACCACAGAUAAGCUCUGGCUAGUGGGGCUUCUUGGCUUAGAACAGACUUAACUUUAUAUUAUAUCUACUGUAAUUAUGUUCAACAUUGAAUUUUUUGAAGUUAUAAAAGUCUCUUUUACCAGUUCAAAAAUUUUUUCUUCAUAAUAAUGUUUUUGGAUCGUGUGAAUAAAUAAUGGAAAAUAUAGAUAUUACCAAGGGUUAAAGGGGGUUUUCAAUCUUUGGGUUGUUCUCCACAGCAACAAACCUUGAGGAGGAUAUGAUAAAUGUUGUUUCACAAAAUUCAUGCAAAUUCAUUCUCAUAGGUUUGUACAAGGCUACAGCUCAUGUGAUUGUUACCGGAUAUACCACUGGCAGCUUAUUGAUAUAUUUGUGUACUUCAGUCAUCACUUUGUUACAAUACCACCCCCGUGUUGGACCAAUGCUGCCCACACCCAUGGGGUACCAGUGUUAGGAACUUUAAUCACAGAAAACGAAGAUGGCGUAGUUAGGUGCAGUAAAUUUUUAAAGGAUAUAUCAUCAGUAGAGGCUCUUGUGAAUCAGCUUGUCAAUAUAGCUGAGUAUUAUGGAUUCGAUGGAUGGCUUUUAAACAUUGAAAAUCCUAUUCAGGUAAUUAACUCAGUGCUCCAAGCUGCCAUUGACUCAAAUUGUGGAAAAAAGUUUUGGAAAACAAAUCGAAAGAAAGUGGAGUCUUAAGAAAGUUACUCUGGUUUUGUUGCUUCAUGGAAUGUACAUGCAGGCAGAGUCACCAACUUUCAAAGUAGAGAAUGCUUUGAAUCCUUGCCUUUAAAUUUUGGUUGUGAUAUGGUGGACAUUACAUCUAGCAACCUAAACUUAUGUUUGAUAUUACUCUGGUAUUGUAUGCCAAUCAACAGCAAGAAAUGCGAAAAACUGUUCUUUUAGGAGCCACCAAACUUGCAAAAGCAAUGAUCAAUUUCUAUCAAUUUCUAUCAUUUUGAUGAAGUUCAUGUUCAUUUGCUCUACCAACUUAAAAAAUUCAGAUGAAUAGUGUUGAUUUAUACAAAUUUGUGGCACAUUUUCUAGAUGUUCUGGCAAAUAAUUUACACCCCUGAUUUAUUACGAAAACUGUGGGAAAAAAUGCGUGGUGUAUACUCUAUUGUUUACAGUAAUUUUUCUGAAUUGUCUCGGCUAACUAAUCAAGAUGACUCGAAAUUUUAAAUUGAUUUGGAGUUCUAUUGAGGUAAUGAUCAUAGAAAUGUGUAAUUGUGUUCCUUUUUUUUGCAGCCAGUUCAGAUCAACAAUCUUGAGGAAUUUGUGAAGAGCUUGACGACUGAGAUGCAUGAACGCAUCCCUAAUUCACUUGUUAUCUGGUAUGACAGUGUAACUUACAAAGGAAACCUUGCUUGGCAGAAUGAGCUGAAUGCAAACAACCGGUAACAAAUACUAUUGUUCACUUCUUUUUGGAUAAAAAAUAGCUUGUUAUGUACCAUAUUAACCCUUUAACUCCCAAGAUUUCAUUAGUAAUCCUCCUUACUGUCUGCCAUACAGUUCUUGUGAUGUUAGUUUUGAGAAUUUGGUAUUGUCGAUCAACUGAUAAUCCCCUAAUUGAUAUUUUUCUUUAUUCUCAUCACUUGUCUGCUUGAUAUAGUAUUGAUAUCAAAAGGAGAAAUUCUAUCUUGGUCACUUAUGGGAGUUAAAGGGUUAAAGGUAUCAGAGAGAUUUCAUAUUAAUUACUGAUUUGUUUUAAUUGUUUUUAGUCAAUUUAUUAGUUUGAAUUAGGUGAUCAAUUUUCUGUUGUUUUACUCUCCCUGCAGAAUUUUUUUUGAUGUCUCUGAUGGUAUAUUUUUGAACUAUGGUUGGAAGGAGGCUCAUCUGAUGAGAUCAGCUGCUGCUGCAGGACGGCAACGUCAAACUGAUGUCUAUGUUGGGGUGGAUGUUUUUGGGCGUGGCUGCUAUGGGGGUGGUGGUUAUAACUCAAAAGUGGUAUGUUCAGUAUUGGACUAAAAAAAGAUUCCUAAUAUGUACUUGCCUUGGUACUGUAAAGCUUAAGUCUUGGGCUUGAAUGUCUAAUACAUGUCAGUCCUGGCUUUCAUUCUUGUCCAUCACAAUUAACCUCCCAGCAUUUUAUCAGGUCUCCUGUCACUUUGCUUGGACCCAUUUGUACUCUUGGGUGACAAGAGGCACUGUGAAACAUAAUUAUCUUAAAUUGCCAAAGGGUGCGAUACAGGUACCUGGCCUGGGGUUGAAUCUGAACUUGUGAUUCAGAGUCCUGUGCAACAAUCAUGCAGUUCAAAACUAUAACUGUCAGGUGCAUGCAACUCUUCUCCACAAGCCAAGAAUGUGUACAUGCCAAGUUAAAAAAAAUGUAUUAAUGCUUGUUCAAUCUCUGCCAACAUUCAACCAAAGUUUUAUGUUUUUGGAAAUGUUGUGAACAAUUUAACACAAAUUUGAAAACUCAUUUUAACCAGAAAAGGCUUUUGCUUGCAUUUUGAGCCAGAUUUAAGUUUGUAUAAACAUUUAUAUAACUUCUGUGGUACAAAUGUUGGGCAUAGCUGAAAAAAUUUUGAAGGUAAUAAGCAGGCCCAGACAAUAAGGUCUGAAAAAAGUGAUUGGAUAAGUGCUAAAACCCUUAACUGACUCUCUCAUAUCAAGACAGAUAUUCAAUGAGGAUAUAGCCAAAUUCUUUGAAAUAAAUAAACUAUUUUUUAAUUUGUUUUAGGCAUUUAAGGUGAUUAGAGAUGAGAAGCUAUCUGCAGCACUGUUUGCUCCAGGAUGGGUUAUGGAGGAACAUGGAAGUGAACAUUUCACUGUCAAUAAUGACAAGUAAGGGUUUGGCACUUUAAGAGUGAGUUCAAAUAAACCCUUUACACCCUAACAUCAGUAUGCAUAUUCUCCUUUCUGUCCUCUAGAUAUUUCCCUAUGUUCUGAAAAGGAGAAUUUGUUUCACAAUCAAGAGCUUCUUUUUAUUCUUGUGACCUUAACCUGUGAUUUUGGGGAGAUACUUUAAGGAGAAAUUAGAUGCUUGUCACUCUUAGGGAUUAAAGGGUUAAACUUGCUUUACUUUACUUGGUAAUUGUCCCCAAUCAAGUUCUCCAGAAGUAUAUUAUAUUCUCCAGAAGUUUUAACUACAAAAGAUGGUCAAAAUAAUGAAAGCAUAGGUGAGAUGCUCAAUUCCUCUGGUGGAAAGUUCCAAAAGUUAAAGAUCACUGAUAAGUCUCUUCUCUGAGACAAAAACUAUUUUUUGCACAUAUUUGAGCAUUUUUUUGGUGUAUAAGAUAAUGUACCUUGUUAGCAUGUGGUUGAUAAUCCUAUGGCAGUAGAGCUAAAUUUGCAACACUUGAAUAGUACUUUCCUUUAUCGAAGGAAAGCAUCUUGAGACUUGAAGGAAAUCUUUGUUGAGCAGGUGAAUUCAAGUUAAUUUACCAACACCUGUUAACUACAUCUGAUGAUUUACAUGAGCAUGCUUACUGCAGGCUGUUUAAACCUUUCACUUAAAUAAAAUAAUCCCUCAGCAGCAAUUUUAUGGGUUUUAUAGACUGAAGUCGUUUAAUCCCUCAUAACUUUGGAUCUGUUUGCAGUUCAAAGUCUCUUACUGAUCAGUAGCAUGUGUUCAUUGUUUGUACCAUUAAAUGGCAGGUUUUGGAAUCUUUUGGAUCCCUUUUGUACUGUACACACCUCUUUAAAACAGAUGCCCUUUGUGACAUCCAUGUGCCGUGGCUAUGGAAAGACUGCUAGCAUUGAUGGAAAGGUGAUAAUUACAAGUUGUUCAUUAGUCUGAAACCUGAACCUAUGCUGUUGCCAUGCAAUUAGCCAAUGGUCUUCCAAACAAGUUACAUGGGGUGUCUGGCGAAAUGACAAAUUUUCUGUCACCCUGAGGUUGUACAAUAGUUACCUGUGCACCUCAGAAGUGAGAUGAAAAAUCUUAGUAAUGCAUGGCAGCAUUAUAUUCAUAGUGCAUCAUAACAUUCAUUUGAAUAGUAAUUUGCUUAUUGGUUUCACUGUUGAUGUCUGUAUUUGAUUAAGGCUGUCCUAUCAACACCUUGGACAAACCUUAGUGCACAGCAAUACCAGCCCUCAUUCAAUGAUACAUUCUUCAGUCUGGGUGACAAGGAUGGCUUGAUAAUCAGCUCUGUAGAGUUCACCACUGAUGAGGCAUACAAUGGUGGAGGUUGUCAGGUGAUCAGUGGUUGUGUCAACUCCUCACAAGCCAUAUCCAGGGGUGUGGUGAGGUGAGGCUCUUACCCUUGAAUUUUGAUCCUCCAAAUCAAACUUUAAAUUUUUUUGUUACUGUGGAUGUCAGAUGCUCUUAUAGAUGCUAUCAUAGCUUUAAUUUACCUGAGUGUGAGUCUCAUAUCUUGUUAGUUUAUCAUCCCAGUUAGGUAUUCCUGGUAUAGAGCUUAUAGACUCAAUUUGAGCAGCUCUCUUGGGUUGGGUCCCUUUUACACUUAGUUAUCUUGCUUCAGUGGUUUGAAUGGUGGAUAUCGCUAUCCACUGGAUAAAUCUGUAAUCUAUGAAUAGCACAGCAUGUUUUGUUAAAACUUAUCUUCUGGAUAGUGACUACUUUUGGAUAGGUUCAUAUGCCCUUUGCACAACUGGUGUUAGUGGUAAUUAACUCCUCCCCCCCCCACCCCAAGGAAGGAAUGCAAGGUAAUCACAGUUUACAACUUCGUCAAGCUUGCUAUGGUGUCCAGGUUUCUCUAAUGAACUUGACGUGCCGUCCUGGACAGUGGCCAUAGCCCCCAACCCCGUCCAAAAUCCAGUUGCACAAUUCCUUAUCUGGACGUUGCACUGCCUCGGAUAUGCGAGGGGGGGAGGGAACUUGUGCCACAAGAGCCAUGAGAGAAUUUUGAGUGUGAAGUUUAGUUGUCAGGCCAGUUGUGGUUUCUUUCCAUACAACUUGUUUAAUGUCUUUUUUUGUGUUUGUUCGUUAGGCUGUUUAAAACGGACAUGCUCAUGACAGGUCCUUUUCUGGUGUCAUUGUCUUUCAAGUUGUGUCCAAGUGUUCCCGUGUUAGUGGCGCUUCAGCUUCAUCUCGACACAAUGCCUACUUACAUUCUUCUCUGUCCUGCCUCAUCAGAUGACCAAGGUGUUGUGAAAAAUAGUCGUCUUCACAUUAUAGUAAUUUUCAAAUGAGUGUCGAUGUGUGAUUGGUCCUAAAAAACUCGUGUCACUGUACCAACCAAUCGGAAGCAGAGGUUAAAACCCAUCGCGAGUUGGUCACACACGUUUUCCCGCGCCUAAGACUCGUUAGAUCGUUGCAUUAACCCGUAAGCAGGCCCCUUUUAUUAGCGCUGUGGGACGUGCGUGUCUUCGAACGAGGGAAGAUUUGAGACUAGGGGGCCUGGUUCUUUCCCCGGGCCUUGCAUUCCUCUCACUUUCCUGCCGGCGAGGAAACGCUCGUGCCCAUGACGGAGAGAGGUUCCCAACCUCUCUCCGCCCUGCUCGCGCGUGCUCGCAGGCUAUGAUUUUAUCGAAUUUGAAUUCUCACCAGUUGGUUGUGUUGUGUACCUUGUUUUUCGAUUGGUCGUUGAGCUGACUUUUAGUCUUGUAUUUUUUUUUUACGACGCUCAAUCGAAAGUGGUGUUUUACCAAACAAUUUCAUCAAAAAAUGUUUUGUUGGGUUUUACAGUCAUUGCUCGCUUUAAGAAGCCAGACGAAAGCUGCGGGGAGGAGUUAAUGUAGUCAGAAAGGUUUAAAAAUAUCUAGAGCACAUUUGAUUUUCGUUUUAAAGUGUAUACUCUUUUUUUUUUUUUCAGAUCCUGGUAACUCAGAGGAGACUGAACAAUAUAACAAGCUGAUUCGUCGAUAUGGAGUGCCGAAGUCCCGGCCGUUAACGUCAUCAGUGUUCAUGUCUCCUAUUAGUCAGGAGCAUUAUAGAUUGUUUCAACCUCUGACCGGUUCUUUUCAUGACUCAGUACAGCAGGCUCACGGAUUAAAAGAAAGCAGAGUUGACUGCGGUUCAGAUUGGCACACAAGGUUUGUACUGAGAAUGGCGGAGGGGUUUGUGAUGGAAACCAGGGGCCCGAAUCUUGGAAAAGUUGCAUAUCCUAUUGAUGGACGUUCCUGCUAUUUGACUAAUUCACCGCUAUCUGCCCCUUUUUUAAAAUUUAAUUUAAUUUGCAAACCAUCCAUUCAAGUUAUAUUUAAAACUGUAAUUUGAGGUCAUAAACAUUCACACGCCUCUCCUAGUCGACUGUUCAUCAAUAUGCACUAUGUUAAUUAUGUAUUUUUACAACCUGUGUCCCUGUAGGUACUACCUGCUUGCUGAAAAAGAGUUAGUGGGUCUCAAAGUUCAGGAAAUCCGAGUGAUUUGUGCUGUAUGUCCUGGUAAGAUGACGAAAUUUCAUCCGAGCUGCGCUUGUUGACUGAAAGCUCUGUUUCAUAUUCAUGUUUAUUCAAAUUAACAUUAAUGAUAAACAUUCCCUUGACGCAAAUUCAACGAGUAGAUUCCCCCUUGAUUGGCAGGCAUUAUCAUAUAAUAGCAACUGGAAGUUUUUUAAGAUUAGUACCAUUUUUGGGCAUAGUUUGACGAUAUUCUGGUUUGCAGAUGUAAUGAAUGUAACCGAUGAAGUUACGAUUCAUAGACCCAACGUUUCGACACUCCUGUCUAGUGCCUUCAUCAGGGGUGAUCUAAACGCUGCAACAAGAGGUCCUUUUAUAUGCUAACUGGUUCUUCACCUUUACCAGCAAUAAUGUGCGCAUAUUGUGAGGAGAAAUUUUAUACUGAACCGUAGAUCACUCAUGAGAGUUCAACCCUUCAAAGCCUUGGGGUGCAUCUAAAUUCUCCUUACAAUAUCACCAUCGAAUCAAACACUAAGGGUCACGAGAAUUAAGGAAAUGAUCACCAACUAGAGAAUCUCGGAUCAAUAUCAGUAUCUGGGCAACUGCCCACUUACCCCUCCCCUAACCCAACAUUAACCCUAACUUGUUACCGAUAGACUGUUGUUGGGUUAGGGGAGGGGUAGGUGGGCAGUUGCCCAGAUACUGAUAUUGAUCCAGAAUCUCUUGAUCGUUCAACUAUUUUCCUUUUCAGUUGUCUAUGUUAUAUAUAGAGAACAGUAUGGAGAAUAUGCACAUCGAUGUUAGGAAGCAUAGCGAUAAGAUGCAACUUCUUUAAAAUGUUGCCAAAUAAUUCUAAUGCUCAAAAAAUAAUGCUAAAAAUUCAAACACGGCAAAAUUAAAACAAAUUGAACCAGUUCUACAAUAUUUUUUCGUACACUUAGAAACUCAAGGACUUUUUCUCCGUUACAAUGAACGUCUUUCAUUUUCCCCUUUUUCUUUUCUUGAGUAUCUUAAAUGUCUUUUUACGUGUUAUUUCUUCAUUUUUGUAUUAGUGCCAGUGUAAUUUAACAAAGUUAAAUUUAAUUUGGUUAAGAAAAAAAUUUACCCGCCUUGAUUAGCAUCUGCUAUCAAAGGAAUAUCUUGUAUAUAUAUGUAAGAAAAUGAAUAAAAAUGUUAGUGAAAAAGUGGAUGGUGAUCAUCACAGUGCAUCAUCCUUGCUUUUUCAUGUUAAGAAACAAUAACAACAAUGAUACAAAACAACACAAAAAAAAAAGACAAGAGAGUUAGUACUGUAAUUUGCCAGACAGCAAUCUGAACAUUUGUAAUAUCAUUUAUUUUAGGUGCACAAACUACAGGAGCCUUCAAACUUCACGUUGGAGAAAUUAAGGUGACUGAUUUCCCUUUUUCUGUAGCAGAUUAUCUUUUUGACAAGUUUUCAACUAAAGGAGAGCACAAAAAUGUGUUUUGGAGGAAAUUUUAAGGCGUUCGUUCUUCGCUUCUCUCAAGUUUUUGUCGUUUUAACCAUCUCUUCGUUUUGGGUUUUAUUAAAAAGCAUGUCUUAACCUUUUUUGCUGUCAUUCUUUGUUCAAGAGGAUUUUUCUAAAGAUACUAUCGAAAUAUCAAUUGAUAAUGGUUGCUUCAAAUGCUUGUUCAUUGUCAUUAUAUAACGUAGAAACGCCUCGUGGCUUUUUUAAGAUUGUUACGAAUCGUUCCAUAGGUUUUCGUUCUCAAAAAUCUCAAAGAAUGGACGAGUUUUGAUAUCUUUUUAAGUCAAGGCUCAGAAUGUGUUGUUAACUCUUUAACCCCUAACAGUGACUAGCAUCUAAUUUCUCCUUACAAUAUCACCCUGAAUCACACAUUAAGGUCGGGAGAAUAAUGGAAAUGAUCAACAACAACAGAAGCUCAGGAUCGUUAAGCUAGUUCUCCUUGUCAGCACAUUAGGAAAUGUACAGUGAACAGUAUGGAGAAUAUGCAUACUGAUGUUAGGGUGUAAAGGGUGAAUAUCAUCGCUUUUAACGAAGAGGUCGAUAGUUUUCAUAAGUUAGAGACGUUAUUUGGUUUUGCUCCAUUAACCCUUAACCACUAAGACUGACCAGCAUCUAAUUUCUCCUUACAAUAUCACCCCUGAUUCAAACAUUAAGGUCACAAGAAUACAAGAAAUGAUCACCAACUUAAGAAGCUUUUGAUUGUUAAACAAAUUCUCCUUGUCAGCACCUUAGGAAAUGUAUAUAGAACAGUGUGGAGAAUAUGCAUACUGAUGUUAGGGUGGAAAGGGUUAAGAAAGCUUGCAUCUAAUUUCUCGUUUAAUCAUGGGUGUGACAUCAAGCGUGUAGGUUGUGAUUAUGGCGAACUGAUCUCCAAUGGAGCACUUUUCGAUUGAGUGUUGUAAAACCAAAACCAAAACCAAAGUUAUCAUAACGGCCUAUCAGAGGAAGAGAAAAUUCCCUGAAGAACCAAUGUGAUUUUUUACCAAAAAGCAAACUUUUGAAGCGCGGGAAAACGCGGGAAAACGCGGGUGACCAAGUCGUGAUUGGUUUUUCUUUUGCAUCUGAUUGGUUUAGCCGGAGAGUGACGCGAGUUUUUUGGACCAUUUAUAGAGCAAAUUAAGGCAAAAUCCAGGGAAAUCUUGGAUUACUUUCGACACUCUUUGACACGGCUUUGAUAUUCAAAUUCUUCAAACCUACGUGUAUAAAUCUCUAUGCGGGCGAAGGUAAAGAAUCCGCGUUUGACUUUUUACUCUGCUGCUCUACUUUGCUCCAGAUUAUUGAUCCACGAGUUAUCAAACAACCGAUUGUGUUAGCAAGGGAUCUAAGGUGCCAGGACAUCGAGUGGAAGUCCACAGAGAAGGGGUACCACUUGAGCCUCACUCUCAUGUGGCAUUGUCCGAUCAACGAUGGCCAGGUCGACGAGCCAGCGCACUACAACAUCUUUAGAGUGGCGGAAGGAUCCAAUAUUUUUUUGGGUCGAGCUUUUGUGGAGGCGUAUCGAAUUGGUCAGAUAGCUGUGUCGAAAACAUGUUCCUCUAUAGAAUUUGCUGUUCAGGUUGUGACCAGAUCUGGACGAAAGAGGCCUGUUAGCGAUUGUAGCUACCUUAAGUUGAAAUGGUAAAACGAUUUCUACACCCCUUUGAAAAUCGCCCUGUGUGAAAUAAAUUCGUAUUACGUUUAAAUGUAAUAUAUAUACUUGGAACUGUCAUACCCUUGGCUAAUAAAAUUAGCCAAUUUGCCAAGGAGCAAGAAAAAAUAUCAGAACGAAUUAUAGAAAAGCUAUAGGAAGGUGAUAAGUUAUGAAAAAAGCUGCUAUUACCAAGCUUAAAUUUAAAAGGAAAAAAUAUAGCUUUCACUUUAAAUUUUUAAAUUGAUACAUGAAUUAAUCUGUAAUGGCGGUGGCCAAAACUAAGCUGAUUGAAGAUAUGGCUGAAGAAAAAGUGGUAGGAGCGUUUCACUUACUGUAUUUUGUGGCUUAACCGGCCAAAUGGAAACUACUGGCUCUAUCACGCAUUCUAUUAUUAGGUCAAUUAUCCACGUAUUUUGAUUGGCUCUCGCUUAUUAUCUUAGCUUUUGGAGGACAGACGCAUAAAUUUUAAGAGAUAGACCGCGCUUUCUAUCGGUUUACUGCCGUAAUAUUUCAUUUAAAUCAGGAGUCGAAGGCGAAUGAUUUACUCAUUUUCCAAGUGUUCUCCC
Molecule: messenger RNA, 11087 nt
Organism: Pocillopora meandrina
Lineage: Eukaryota; Metazoa; Cnidaria; Anthozoa; Scleractinia; Pocilloporidae
Source: the annotation of a GenBank genome assembly